CGGCAGAAAGCGGUGAGGACGAGCCGCCGGCUCUGCCUGGAGGUGGAGGCGACAGUGACGAGCUUUCGGGCUCAGAGGCAGAAGAAGUCCCCGCCGGGCAGGAGCUGUGGCCUGGUUCCCUGCGGCGUCUUCCCGGAGGAGCCGCUUUCCCCAACUUUUCUUGACAACAGCUUCCGGAGCCGGCGAAGGGGGGCAAUGUCUGUGGACUCCAUCACUGACCUGAGUGACAACACUUCCAAGCUGCUGGAGGCGCUGCAGUUGUCGCACCCCCAUGAGCUGGAUCCGCGGAGAAGCCUGGGCAAGAAAAAGAUGUUGAGCCUCAACCCCAUCAGCUGGCAGGUCCCGCGGAUUGUGGACAGAUGUUGCAAACACAUCGAAACACACGGUCUCCAAACGGUGGGCAUCUUCCGCGUUGGGAGCUCCAAGAAAAGAGUUCAGCAGCUGAGGGAGGAGUUUGACCGCGGACUGGAUGUCUUCUUGGAUGAGCAUCAAAGCGUUCACGAUGUGGCCGCUCUGCUCAAAGAGUUCCUUCGGGACAUGCCGGAUUCGCUGAUUCCCAGAGAGCUGUACGCAGCCUUCCUCAGCACGGCCUCCAUGGAGGGCCCGGCGCAGCUGGCCGCCCUGCAGCUCCUGCUCUUCCUGCUGCCCCCCCGCCACAGCGCUUUCACGAAGGACUUAUCGUCCUGCAUUGAGGUUGAUUUGGGUUUCCUGGGACAAUUCAAACUCUAA
Egretta garzetta (little egret) is the source of this 729-nucleotide messenger RNA. RefSeq names its product Rho GTPase activating protein 36 (gene ARHGAP36). The coding region runs from base 196 to 729 and encodes 177 amino acids. The transcript is spliced from 6 exons. The record is from RefSeq and is a predicted model, not a curated record. Gene Ontology annotation, biological process: signal transduction. NCBI's taxonomy places the organism in Eukaryota, Metazoa, Chordata, Aves, Pelecaniformes, Ardeidae.